Molecule: messenger RNA, 819 nt
Organism: Hypoxylon fragiforme
Lineage: Eukaryota; Fungi; Ascomycota; Sordariomycetes; Xylariales; Hypoxylaceae
Product: actin-crosslinking protein
Exons: 2
Coding region: 1-819 (272 amino acids)
Cellular component (GO): striated muscle dense body; catalytic step 2 spliceosome; nucleolus
Molecular function (GO): actin filament binding
Source: RefSeq, a predicted model, not a curated record
AUGGUGAAGCCAUUAUCCUUCAAGGGUGAAAAGAAGCCUAAGAAAAGAAAGCGAACCGAAGUCGAUCCUACAGCCGACAAUGCUGAUCCAAGCAAUCUCGCUGUCGCUAGUACUGCCGCUGCCGCCUCGGAGGAAACAGCAAAUGAUGACAGUUGGGUAUCCGCCGAUGUAGUAGGAGACGUUCAGGGUCCUGUCAUGAUCGUACUUCCAACCGAACCACCAACGUGUCUAGCUUGCGAUGCCAACGGCAAGGUAUUCACCGAUCCUAUUGUGAAUAUCGUCGACGGUAAUCCUGCCAGUGCUGAACCACACGACGUGCGACAAGUCUGGGUUGUAAAUAGAAUUUACGGCACUGAGAAUUUCAGAUUGAAAGGUCGAUAUGGAAAAUACCUCAGCUGCGAUAAAUACGGUAUCUUGACUGCGACAACCGAAGCUAUAUCAGCCCUUGAAACUUGGACGGUACUUCCGACCCCCGACACCCCAGGGACAUUCCAGAUCCAAUCGCAACGAGAAACUUUCUUGACGAUCAAGGAAUCUACGAAACCGAACGGCACCCCUGAGAUUCGCGGAGACGCUACUGAGAUAAGCUUCGAUACGACACUAAGAGUUCACAUGCAAGCCCGCUUUAAGCCCCGACUAAAGGCAUCGAAGGAGGAAAAGGCCAAGGAGAAGAUCAGUCGAAAAGAGUUAGAGGAUGCUGUGGGUAGACGACUUGAGGAGGACGAGGUUAGGAGUCUAAAGAAGGCGAGGCGAGAGGGCGACUAUCACGAACGGCUAUUGGACUUGAAGUCUAAAAACAAGCACGACAAGUACGGUUGA